Molecule: messenger RNA, 1109 nt
Organism: Neoarius graeffei (lesser salmon catfish)
Lineage: Eukaryota; Metazoa; Chordata; Actinopteri; Siluriformes; Ariidae
Gene: smn1
Product: survival of motor neuron 1, telomeric
Exons: 9
Coding region: 142-981 (279 amino acids)
Biological process (GO): mRNA processing
Cellular component (GO): nucleus; cytoplasm
Molecular function (GO): RNA binding
Source: RefSeq, a predicted model, not a curated record
UCAGUCAGUACAUGUACAGUGAAUGGACGCUGUUGAGUGUUGACUGACUCAUUUCCGGUUCUGGACAGGAACUACACGGUAGUCACUUAAAACGAGUCCCUGUCUCAAGUCCUCUUGAACCAGCCUCAGUCCAACACAGUCAUGGAUGAUGUUAAAGUGGUAAAUGCAUCCUGUAGAGGCGCUAUUGAGAGUGACGAGUCGGAUAUUUGGGACGAUACGGCCUUGAUUAAAGCUUAUGAUAAAGCCGUGGCAUCAUUUAAGAAUGCCCUGAAAGGAGAAGAGCCCAUGGCUCCACGUACAAAAGAGAAACCUGGCAAUAAGCGAAAAAACAACAAUAAGGGCAAAAGCAGAAAGAAAUGCAACACAUCCCCUGAUGGAGAGUGGAAAGUCGGUGAUGCCUGUUAUGCAUAUUGGUCUGAAGAUAGAAACUUGUACGCUGCUACUAUUUCCUCAAUCGACCAUGAGAAGGGCACCUGCGUCGUAUAUUACAACGACUACGGGAACGAGGAGGAACAGAACCUGAGCGACCUUCUCACAGACGCCGCAGAGUUGGAUGGGGAGUUGCAAAAUAUGGCCGAUGGGAAAGAGGUGGAAUCUUCUACAGAGGAGAGUGAUAGGUCUUCUACUCCACAUCAGUCUAAUCAACAGAAACACAAAGCGAAAGGCAAAGCUCCGGUGGUACCUCCGAUGUGGGGUCCUGGCUUUCCUCCUGUUCCUCCUCCUGGAUCUCAUUUAAGGAUGUCUGACAGCGGAAGAGGAGGAGGUUCUGGACUCGCUUUCCCCAGCUGGUCCUCAAUGAUGCCUCCAUGUCCACCGAUGAUCCCACCACCACCACCGAUUAGUCCCGACAUGUUGCAGGAUGAUGAGGCUUUAGGAAGCAUGCUGAUCUCGUGGUACAUGAGUGGCUACCACACAGGAUACUACCUGGGUUUAAAACAAGGACGCAAAGAUGCUGCUGCAAAGAAAUACCAUCACAAAUGAAACUAUUUGUAGCUCAUUCUGGUGAAAACUGAGUUCAGACUCUGUCAGAAGUACUAACCCAGAGAUCGUGGUCCAGUUCGUGUUUUGUAUUCUUUGUACAUAAAGGAAUUAAAUGUUGUAUCUUCUUU